AUGGCAGCUGACGAACAGAAUGUGUAUGUAGUUACUGGUGAAGCCGGGGGCUUGGUGGUACCUGCUAGCACGGUAUAUCCAAAAGAGAACACCCCGGGUCAAAACUGGAAGGGCAAAACUCCGACCUCGGGAUUCUUCCUUCAAGAAGACAAACACCGAGGAAUGUGGAGGAAGGCAGGGCCUCUCACAGAGCUGGGGGUCUUUCAGAUCGUCAAUGCCUUGCUCCAUAUCACCAUAGGGACCUACUUGGCCAUCGCUGUGAAAAAUCUCCACCUGGUUGCGAUGAAGUCUUGGUACCCAUUUUGGGGGGCAUUCUUUUUCCUCUGUUCAGGAGCCUUGCUGAUAACCAUGGACAGAAGGAGCAAAAUGAAGCUGAAGAUUUUGGUGGUGGUUGUGAGCAUCGUGGAUGGCUUCUGCUCACUGUGUGGGAUCUUUGUUUUCAUUAAGGAUUUAUUUUGGGAGUGUUCCUUUGAAAGCCCAGUCUGGAGACCUUACCCCACCUCCACGGUGCACCUGCAGAGGCUUGAGCUGGGAUUGCUGAUCUUCUCUGCCCUCGAGUUCUUUGCCUUCAUCUGCGCCAUGAUUUUAUUGUGCAGGAUCCACCUGUCAUCAGAGGUGACAGAUGACUUCUCAAUUGGCACAUUGCCCCUAGAGCACACUGUUGAGCCAACCACUCCUCCUCCAACUUAUGAAGAUGUGAUUCAUGAUGACAAGAGAGAACAGGCAAAUCUCUGA
Messenger RNA from Trichosurus vulpecula (common brushtail), 735 nucleotides. It is a transcript of the gene MS4A10, whose product is annotated as membrane spanning 4-domains A10. The record is from RefSeq and is a predicted model, not a curated record. Bases 1 to 735 code for a protein of 244 amino acids. Gene Ontology annotation, cellular component: plasma membrane. Lineage: Eukaryota; Metazoa; Chordata; Mammalia; Diprotodontia; Phalangeridae. The transcript has 6 exons. Gene Ontology annotation, biological process: cell surface receptor signaling pathway.